This is a messenger RNA of Mycotypha africana, 831 nucleotides long. RefSeq names its product pyrroline-5-carboxylate reductase. Lineage: Eukaryota; Fungi; Mucoromycota; Mucoromycetes; Mucorales; Mycotyphaceae. Gene Ontology annotation, biological process: L-proline biosynthetic process. The coding region runs from base 1 to 831 and encodes 276 amino acids. Gene Ontology annotation, molecular function: pyrroline-5-carboxylate reductase activity. The transcript has a single exon. The record is from RefSeq and is a predicted model, not a curated record.
AUGGCAGAAGCUAUUUUGUGCGGUCUGCAAUCAUCUGGACAUCCUCCUUCAAAACUUCGUUAUUCUGAGCCUUUUGAACAAAGAUAUCAAUAUAUGCAAACCAAAUAUCCCGAUAUGGCCGGUUCCACUGAUAACGCUGAAGUUGUUCAGGAUGCCGAUGUGAUUGUGCUAGCUGUCAAGCCACAAGUUCUUCGUAAGGUCGUUGUUGAUUUAGGCCCUUCUAUCUUACAACAGUCCAGAAUACCUCUUAUCAUCUCCAUUGCAGCUGGUAUUACUACGUUCGACAUCAAUAAGUGGAUUUGUAGUAAGUGUGAGAGCAACGACAGUAACAAGGAGGUGGCUAUUGUUCGUUGUAUGCCGAAUACGCCUGCCUUGGUAGGCGAAGGCUCUGUUGGUUUAUUUGCAACCGAAAAUGUGAAACAAGAACAAAGAGAUAUGACAGAAAAGAUUAUGAAAGCAGUGGCUAAGCAGGUAUCCUGGGUUGAAGACGAAUCGUUGAUCGACACAGUAACGGGUAUUAGUGGUAGUGGUCCCGCUUACUUUUUCUUAAUCAUGGAAGCUAUGCAAAACGCUGGUAUUGAAGCUGGAUUAACACCCGAAGACGCCAAAGCUUUAACCAUUCAAACAUGUAUUGGUGCAGCACGUAUGGCUCAAACAUCAGAAGACGAUUUGGUUACUCUGCGUCGUAAAGUCACUUCACCUAAAGGUACAACAGAAGCUGCAAUCAACUCUAUGGAAGCCAAUGGGAUCAGAAAGGCCAUGGCAGAUGCUGUCUUUGCUGCUCAAAAUCGUGGUAGAGAAUUAGCAGAACAGUUAGGCAAAGAGGCUUAA